UCCCCGGCGGAGCCACGUCCUCUGCGGGGCGGGGGUGGAGAGCGUGCGUGGCGUGAGGGCGCCAGGUUCCCGGAUGGAGGCGAUGGUGAUCGCCAUUUGGGCAAGAGCAGCAGGCGCGGAGGGCGCUAGGUAGCUGCCACUAUGAGAUCCCCGACCCAGCUGCUGCUGCUCGUGCUGUUGGCCUUUCCCGCCGCGCUGCUGCUCGGCGGAGUUCGCGGCGGCCCGGGUUCAAGUUUACUAGUUGCAGCCCAAGAUGCUACGGAGGAUGAAGAAGCAGUGGAAGAUACGGUAGUUGAAGAUGAAGAUGAUGAAGCUGAAGUUGAAGAAGAUGAACCCACAGACUUGAUAGAAGAAAGAGAGGAAGAAGACUUAUCAGGAGAACCUAAAGCCUCACCUAGCGCUGAUACAACUAUCUUGUUUGUGAAAGGUGAAGACUUUCCUGCAAACAACAUUGUAAAGUUCCUGGUAGGCUUCACCAACAAGGGUACAGAGGAUUUUAUUGUUGAGUCUCUUGAUGCCUCUUUCCGGUACCCUCAGGACUAUCAGUUUUUCAUUCAGAAUUUCACAGCUCUUCCUCUGAACACAGUGGUUCCACCACAAAAACAGGCCACAUUUGAGUACUCGUUCAUCCCUGCAGAGCCUAUGGGUGGUCGUCCCUUCGGACUGGUUAUAAAUCUGAACUACAAAGACUUAAAUGGCAACGUGUUCCAAGAUGCUGUCUUCAAUCAAACUGUUACAAUUAUUGAAAAAGAAGAUGGAUUGGAUGGAGAAACAAUCUUCAUGUACGUGUUCCUGGCAGGACUUGGCCUACUUGUCAUUGUCGGUCUACAUCAGCUGCUAGAAUCUAGGAAAAGAAAGAGACCAGCACAGAAAGUAGAGAUGGGCACGUCAAAUCAAAAUGAUGUUGACAUGAGCUGGAUUCCUCAAGAAACUUUAAAUCAGAUCAAUAAAGCUUCACCAAGGCGGUUGCCGCGCAAAAGGGUACAGAAGAGAUCAGUGGGAUCUGAUGAGGACUGAGCAUCUGAGCCAAUGACAGAUGAACAAUACCUGCAAAUCACUUCACCACACUCAGUGUGAAACAGAGUCUAAGGUCUGAAACUCCCUCUACUGGCACUACUGUACUAUAAACUUCCCUGUAAAUGAAGUGUGAAGUAUUUUGACUCUCUUGUCUUGAUGUGGAAAGUAACUUUAGAAACAUCUGUUUCCCGUUUUUAACAGUGCUUGACUUACAAACUUAGCAUAACUAGCCAGUAAAGAACAUUUAAUUACCACAUUGCAGGAUCUAAAAGAUUAUUAAAAAAAUCUUGUACAGGCUGAUCAUAGUAAAUUAGGGUGAUCAGAUGUCCCGAUUUUAUAGGGACAGUCCCAAUUUUUUUAUCUUUUGCUUAUAUUGGCUCCUAUUACCUCCCACCCUCUGUCCUGAUUUUUCACGCUUGCUGUUUGGUCACCCUAUAGUAAAUCAAAUACACUUAAUCAGUUCAAUGCUUCCUUCAAAACAACAACUUUGUACAUCAGCUAAUGCAAGCAACAAGCCACUUCAGCUAAAUGGAGGAUGGUUUAUCAUGUUAUAGUCAUACUUCCCCUGAUUCAGCAAAGCAUUUAAUUCAUCAGGGGAGAAACUGACUGAACCCUUUGGAUUUUAAUCUCAGGAUUAUGCCUGGUGCUUAAAUUUAUGGUUGCCCAUCAUCACAUACUGGAAAGAUUCUUAGUGAAUUCAACAUCUCUCCUAGAGUCAGUUUGAAGUCUGGAAAUAGUGUUAUCUCUAUCCACAUUCCCACGGACAAUUCUGGAUGUGAGUAGUUGCAUUGGAAACAGUCUUCACACAGGAGGCAAACCCUCUGCACUGUACAACAGCAAAGGAUCAGAUCACAAUUACUGUGAUGGGGGUUCCAUACGCUAGCAAUUUAGAAUAUCCAACUUCAUUCUUUCACCUUAGUGUAAAUGAGAAAGUGGCCCUCAUUCUUAAUACUUCUGAAACAGAUACAUGGUACAACUUGAGAUGUAAUUAGAUACAGCUCUUAAACUACACAGAACUCAGGUGAGUGUACUGUUUAGAAAUAACUGUCAAAUAUGAUACUUCCAUCUAAGUUGAACUGAACUCUUGAUCUUUCCCAGCAGUGGAGCAAUUUAAUGUAAAAUAGAACUAAGAAUAAUUACCACUGGAAGAACUUUCAAAAAUAAGUUGUAUAAAUUGACUUUACUAACUUAGUGAUAUAACAGGUUUUUUUAAGGAGAGUCAAUUGUUUAAAUACCUCCAUUACAUCAGGUAAUCAAGGUUACACUUAAUGGGCACCUAGCCAGUUGGAAAGGGAGGAAGAAGGUGGCUGUAUGUGGCACAGAAGGAAAUAGAGCCAGUCUUCACAUUUCUAAGCUUGCAUGGGGUGUUGCAGUAGAGGCUGGGUAAGAUGUAAGAUGAAAACUUUGUGGUGGGGGGUUACAGUAUGCUCAUUUUACUUAGUGACUUGAGCUGUAGUGAUCACGUUUGCUUAAUUUAAUUUCUUUUUAAGGCACUACUUCCACCACUGAAAUGAAAUGCUUAUAGUGCAACUCACCAUUGACUUAUAUAUCACUAAAUUGUAGUAAGCAACCCCCAACAGCUUCUUGAGGAGAAUCUUCCUACUUUUGACUCUCCAUUAAGUACUUUGCAUGUAUGAAAUAGCAUGGUUUCAAUUUCUUGUCCCCGUUUAAUAUACUAUAGUUAAAAUUUAGCAAUACUGCAGUUCUGUGUGAAAUGGCUGAGCCUGUAGCAAUAAUUGAUCCAUGUGCUGAGAAGAGAUGCUAAAAUAAUCAAUCUAGUACACUAAGGUCUCUAAGUAGCUACAUACAACUUGGUUGUAUGCCAUAAUGGGCUAUCUUACCAUCUGCAAUUGCACACUUACGAGUUAAGUAUUAAAGCUUUUUAGGAUUGCCCAUAUUACUUUAAAGGGGUGUAGGUAGCCUGUUUUGUGCACCUAUUGGGUAUUUCAUCAGGUCACUAACUUUUAGUCUAAAAAGGAAAAGCUAUUAAUUACUUUCCCAAAGGAAAGCUUGCAUUAAAAAUCAGUUUCACAUUGUUAGUGCUCAGUAGCAUGCUGACUAUUAAUUUGAGUAUGUGUCUUAAACAGUUCAGAUUAUCAAUGCACCUUUUUCCUUCAUCUUACUAUCAAAUGCUCUUUCGCUGAAAUUUCAGCCUGGGAGAAACAAAUAAGCACAGAAGUAAAUCUGAAUAAACUGCUUUCCAGGCAAAUCUGAUACAAGAGGAAGUGACUAAAGCCAGACUUGCAAAUAGAAUUUUGUAUGCAGUACCCUGAAGAACCAUGGCCAAGUAGCUAAAGCAUAGACCAAGAAAUUAGAUGGAGAAGGUUCUAGUGAUAGGCCUGUUGCAGAUUUAGUAUGCCUGGGAGACAUUUAACAUGGCUGUACAGAUCUGUGAAAAGGGAGUAAUACUUCAGUCUUUAUGCUCUGUUUAUAAAGGACUCUUGAAAUCCUUGCUGGUGCUCAAGACCCAUUACUUACAUUGAACAGCACUGAAUUUAUGGCAGCUAGGGGAAAAGGUCAAAUACAAGUCCCAAUCUCUGUGAGGGAGUUAAUGUUAAGUUCCUUUGAAGAUGAAAAAUGCUAAAUUCAUAGAAGUAGCUCAUGUAAUACUUGUCAGGAUUUUCAGUAUUGUGCUGCAAGACUUGGCCCUACCCUGAUUUGAAGAGGUGGUGAUUGCUGUAUAGAAGACUUAUGCCCUUCACUUGAUCACUGGUCAUACUGAAUAAGAGUGCAUCAGCCUUACAGGGCCGUAAGAAUCUGGAUUUUUUUUAUAUACCAUACUAUUUUGCUAAAUAUAUGAACAGAACCACAAGGAACUUUCACUGUAAAAGUAGGUUCAGAAGCUGACUUCACUCUCCUCAUUCUGGUUGCAGUACACUAACCAUCUUAAUCACUUUUCCAUGUAAACAAUUUAGUUACAGCAAUAUUAUGAUUUUCAAUGGGAGGGAACAUGCUCUUUACAGAUAUGGUUUACAGACCCACUUUGAGAACCCUUUUGAAAGUGAAGGGACAAACUGUUCUGGACAACUGAGGUUCAGCUUAUUAAAGUUAUACCACAACUGAAAUACAGAUUGAAUUUUUACUUUUCUUACCUGCAAAUUCUUAAACAGUUUGAGAGAAAGCAAAAUCACUCUUGAAACUACAUCUCUAGGGGUUUUUUUGGUAAAACUAACUUGAAAUUCUUAGCUUUUUGUAGUUUGUUUUGUUAAAUAAAGUACUGGUAUAGCACUAAAAA
Gopherus flavomarginatus (Mexican gopher tortoise) is the source of this 4252-nucleotide messenger RNA. It is a transcript of the gene SSR1, whose product is annotated as signal sequence receptor subunit 1. Gene Ontology annotation, cellular component: endoplasmic reticulum membrane; endoplasmic reticulum. Lineage: Eukaryota; Metazoa; Chordata; Testudines; Testudinidae. The record is from RefSeq and is a predicted model, not a curated record. The transcript is spliced from 9 exons. The coding region runs from base 142 to 1017 and encodes 291 amino acids.